UCAUUCAUUGAUAAAAGGACAUUCAAUUGAGAUAUUUUGGCACAAGGGGAUUCAGACUGUCUGUAGAGGAGACAGAGGAGAACAAUGCAUCGCUCAUACCAGCCCCUUAAACCUGUCACAAACCGAUACCUCCAACAGAAAUGGGACCAGGAGAAUUUCGACUACCAUCGCAAGAAGGUGAUGUCAGCUCUACCCGCGGUGGACACUAAAGGGUCCAAAACCCCCAGCCACGUGCAACUCAAGCUCAAGAAACUGCAGCUUCAGGAUGAGCGUCUUACCAUCAUCGACAGAGACAACCGGUUACUGGCCUCCAGACUGGCCUCCAUCGUCUGCUCCAGGGGCCUGGUAGACCACUGCAACCACUACCACAUCAAGAGCCUGAAUGCAGACCGCCGCAGACAGGAGCUGCAGAUCGUGGGGAGGCAGAAUCUGGACAUUUAUCGGCGUCUCUCGUCUCGUCAGUCGGAGUACAGGAGGCAGGUGUGGCUUCAGGACUGGGAGAGGACCAGCAGGCUUAGAGAGGACAUCUCCAGAUACCCCCCACUGUCCCGGGACAAGCAGAGGAGCCAGAGGAAGGUGAAAUUUGCUGCAGAGAAUGGGCAGUCUGUGAGCAGCAUCAGCACAGACACAUGA
This is a messenger RNA of Periophthalmus magnuspinnatus, 633 nucleotides long. RefSeq lists its product as uncharacterized. The transcript has 5 exons. Lineage: Eukaryota; Metazoa; Chordata; Actinopteri; Gobiiformes; Gobiidae. The coding region runs from base 85 to 633 and encodes 182 amino acids. The record is from RefSeq and is a predicted model, not a curated record.